AUGCAGACAGGGGCAGUUCAAGAACAGCCUGAGCCGUGGAGUCCCCGCAAAACCCGCCGACUGACUGGUGGAAGUUUUUUUAACCACAGUCCCCGACCUUCUUCAAAAAUGGGGAACGUGCAGUCGGAGCCGUCCGCGGGCGGGGGUUCCCGAAAAGAGCAGGCCUCAGACCGCGCCUCCGACUCCCGCAGGACGCCUCUGGUGGAGCCCGAGGUGACCCCCUCAUCCCCUGCCAUGCGCCUGCCUCGAGGGCUGGGCGUCUGGUUCCCUGGCAGUUCCGGGCCCCCGGGACUCCUGAUACCCCCGGAGCCCCAGGCCUCAUCCUCGCCCCUACCCCUAACCUUAGAACUGCCCUCGCCAGUGACACCCCCUCCAGAGGAGGCGGCUGCUGCGGCGGUGUCCACACCACCCCCGCCCCCCGUGGGGACCCUGCUGCCCGCGCCAUCUAAGUGGCGAAAACCCACGGGCACUGCAGUGCCUCGGAUCCGCGGUCUUCUGGAGGCGAGCCAUCGUGGUCAGGGUGACCCUCCGAGCCUCCGCCCGCUGCCACCGCUGCCCCGGCAACUGACCGAAAAAGACCCGGUCCUGAGGGCCCCAGCCACACCUCCGACGUCCCUGGAACCUCGGAAACAACUACCACCAGCACCGUCGACUUGCGACCCGCAGCCCCCGAGCCGCAGAGUCACUCUGGCCUCGUCGGCCACAAGCCCUACAGAAAGCCAGGUCAGACACAGCAGCGAGGGUCAGGCAGCCGGGGGAGCCCACGGAGGGGUACCUCCUCAAGCCGGAGAGGGCGAAAUGGCUCGGUCCGCUACUUCCGAGUCUGGCCUGAGUCUGCUGUGUAAAGUCACCUUCAAGUCGGGGCCCCAUUUGUCCCCCACAUCGGCCUCGGGUCCCUUAGCAGCCAAAGCUUCACUCGGGGCCGGUGGUGGUGGUGGUGGAGGACUGUUUGCCUCUUCUGGGGCCAUCUCUUAUGCUGAGGUCCUGAAGCAAGGGCCCCAACCUCCUGGAGCCACUCGUCCCUUGGGAGAGGUUCCUCGUGCAGCUCAGGAAACCGAGGGUGGUGACGGAGAUGGCGAAGGGUGUUCUGGUCCCCCUUCGGUGCCUGCUCCCCUUGCCCGGGCUCUACCGCCACCCCCUUACACCACCUUCCCAGGUUCAAAGCCCAAAUUCGACUGGGUGAGCCCUCCUGAUGGCACUGAACGGCACUUCCGAUUCAAUGGGGCUGUUGGGGGAAUCGGGGCGCCCCGGCGGCGCACGACCACGCUCUCAGGGCCUUGGGGAUCCCCUCCACCAAGGUCAGGUCAGACACAUCCAACUUCAGGGCCGCGGAGGCCCACACCUGCCUUGCUGGCACCACCCAUGUUCAUCUUCCCAGCGCCAAACAAUGGCGAGCCUGUUCGCCCAGUGCCUCCAAAUCCGCAGCAGAUACCUCCUCUGCCACCACCACCGCCCACACCACCAGCCACGCCACCACCGGCGCCGCCACCCACACCACAGCCACCAGCGCUCCCGAGGACGCCGAUUCUGGUGCCCCGUCCGCCUACUCCAGGCCCUGGCCACUUAGAAUCAGCCUUGGCUCCCAGCCCUCCCUCCACUUCAUCCCCGACUGCAGCUGCCGACCAGGCCCCAGCCCCGCCUCCAGCCCCAGUGACAUCCCAAGUAUCAGCAACCACCACCGCUGAGCUGUCCCCGCCAAUGCCCCAGCCCAAGAUUCGUACACGCAGGAACAAAGGUCCCCGGGCGGCCCGGGGUGUUAUCCGUGAAGAAGGGACUUCUGGAGAUGGCCCUCGAGAACCAAACACGGCUCCGGUGACUGACAGCAGCAGUGGAGGGGGUGGCGGUGGUAGCAACGGAACCUCCACAGCUGGGGCCUCUAACAAGGGAACAGCAAGGCACUGGCCACCUUUCGAGGUGCUUAAUUCCUGUCCCUGCAAGUGCUACUGCCGCCAUCAACGCCGUCACCGUCGUCUGCCACGCAACGUAUCUGCCUGGCUGAGUACACCCACCAACCACCUGAGUGAGCCGCCCUGGGUAGCCACCGUCAAGCUGGCUGGCUCCCUAGUAGCUGGCCUGGAGCACUACGACUUACAGGCCACCCAUUCUACCUGAGUGCAACUGCCCAACCCCCUCUGCCUCACC
Molecule: messenger RNA, 2142 nt
Organism: Grammomys surdaster
Lineage: Eukaryota; Metazoa; Chordata; Mammalia; Rodentia; Muridae
Gene: Ggn
Product: gametogenetin
Exons: 2
Coding region: 1-2112 (703 amino acids)
Biological process (GO): double-strand break repair; gamete generation
Molecular function (GO): ubiquitin protein ligase binding
Source: RefSeq, a predicted model, not a curated record